Messenger RNA from Emys orbicularis (European pond turtle), 948 nucleotides. RefSeq names its product cytosolic 5'-nucleotidase 1A-like. Gene Ontology annotation, cellular component: cytoplasm; cytosol. The transcript has 6 exons. NCBI's taxonomy places the organism in Eukaryota, Metazoa, Chordata, Testudines, Emydidae. Gene Ontology annotation, biological process: nucleotide metabolic process; adenosine metabolic process. The record is from RefSeq and is a predicted model, not a curated record. Gene Ontology annotation, molecular function: nucleotide binding; magnesium ion binding; 5'-nucleotidase activity. The coding region runs from base 1 to 948 and encodes 315 amino acids.
AUGGCAGAGGCUGAAAGCACAGUUAUAAACACCAAUGUGAAACAGAAAGACCCAAAUGAGGCGCUGGUCAUCGCCGUGACAACCAGGGCCAUCUUCAACCUGGAGGAGGAACAUCAGCUGUUCCUGACAAAGGGCAAGGAAGAGUAUGUGAAGUAUCAGCAACUCAAUGAGGAUAAGCCCUUGGAGCAAGGUACAGCCUUCGCUUUCAUUCAGGCCGUGCAGUUUGUGAAUGAGAAACUCCUGGAGAGAAACCCAGUGGAGAAGGGCCUCUUUGAUGUCAUCAUCCUCUCCAACAACAGCCCAGAGAGUGGCAUGCGCAUCGUCAACAGUGCUAAGCAACAUGGUUUGGAGAUUUCCAAGUUUUGCUUUGUCAGCGAUGAAGAUUCCACCCAGUACUUGAAAUCCCAUAAUGUCAAGCUCUUCCUCUCGGCCGACAGGAUGGACGUGUGCAAUGCACUCCAGCGAGGAGUGUCAGCGGCUCUCAUCUUCCAGCAGGAGGUGCAGACCCCCAGCACACAACUGCGAGUGGUGUUUGAUGGGGAUGCCGUGCUCUUCUCGGAUGAGACAGACCGGGUUUUUCGAGAGAAGGGGCUGUCGGGGGCUCUGGAGUAUGAGAGGGCAAUGGAAGCCGUGCCCAUGGGAGAGGGUCCAUUGAAGGCAUUUGCCAUGCAUCUUGGGAAGAUGCGCAAGAAGUUCAGCCAGGAGAAUUCCCCUAUUCGCACCUACUUGGUGACUGCCCGCAGCGGCCGGGAUAUGGGCAUCCGUGCUAUCAAGACCCUCCGGGAAUGGGGGCUGGCGAUUGACGAGGCCUUCUUCAUGGAUGGGGCUCCCAAGGGCCCUCUCCUCUCCCAGAUCCAACCCCACAUCUUCUUUGAUGAUGGCCUUCAUAACAUCCAGGGGGCUCAAGAUAUUGGCAUACCCUCUGCCUUGGUCCCCUGUAACUGCUGA